Fraxinus pennsylvanica is the source of this 465-nucleotide messenger RNA. Lineage: Eukaryota; Viridiplantae; Streptophyta; Magnoliopsida; Lamiales; Oleaceae. The record is from the annotation of a GenBank genome assembly.
AUGAAGUCCUGGCUGCAGCUGCUUAUAUCUCUGCUAAUUUUAAUGCUUCAUGAAGCUCAAGGCUUACGUUUGACAAGAGAAUUUGUAUCGGCUAGAUAUCAUCAUAAUAUUCCUCAGAAAAGUAUUCCAGACAGAAGAAUUAAUGAUGUUGAAGAGGUUUUUCAUUGCAAAAUUAAUCACUGUUCAGGAAGGAAUUAUAGAAAACUUAUGACCAAGAAAAGUACCCAUAUAUCCAGCACUGGCGCCACGAUUAAGAAUGACAAGACUGAAGGAAAUAAAGAUCAUACCAAAUCAGAGGGCAAAUCAAGAAGUGAAAAAGUUAGUUGGACAGAAGAAAAUCUCCCUACCAAUUCAUCACCAGUAACUGAAAAACAGCAGCCUGUGGCAGAGCCCUAUCCAGACAUUGUGGACAUAGCUGGAAUGGAUUAUUCUCAAGCAAGAAGAAAACCUCCUAUACACAAUUAG